CUUGGGGUGCAUUGUGGGUGGUAUCCUACUGUAGGUUUUGCAGCUAGCGGGCUUACCAUACCGAUCGGUAUCCUUAUCGGACUGUGAAAGCGACUGCUCUUAUGAUCAGAGGUGGCAUUGGAAGUCGUAUUUGUGUGAUCUUCGGACUCUUUCAAAUUCUCCCAAAUGGGUCGGAAGGUCUACAGUCGGACUCGGCCGUCAGAUCGGCUCGAGAUCGGAUCCCAGCCUGCAUACUAGUACUACCACGGCUCGGACUACGUGGCGGCAAAGCUCGGAUGUCAUCAUAUUGGAUACAACACGCGGGUCGGACUCAUAAAUCGCCAGACUCAAAUGCAGCCGUGGAGAUCAGUUCUACUACCUCUUAGAGUUUGAGCUGAAGAUAAACAUCACUUUACACUACCCGAUAAGUCAACGACGUAUCAUCAGGGGGCCAGAGGCCAUAGGACUUCGGCAUGAAAGGCGAAUGUUUACCGUCCCGUCUGGAUCGGACUCGAACUCUCUUACUCAUCGAACGAUAACACCG
Messenger RNA from Canariomyces notabilis, 523 nucleotides. RefSeq lists its product as uncharacterized. Lineage: Eukaryota; Fungi; Ascomycota; Sordariomycetes; Sordariales; Chaetomiaceae. The coding region runs from base 102 to 365 and encodes 87 amino acids. The transcript has 3 exons. The record is from RefSeq and is a predicted model, not a curated record.